AUGGCUCGGCCCCAUCUCGUCACGCUCCCCUACGAGGUGCGCGACAUCAUCUUUCAGGAGUACUUCCGCGUGAAAGGAGGCUAUGUUUUCAGUAACGAAUCUGAAAGGCUCACCACCGCUGGCGGCCAACCGAUUGACUUCUCCUUGAUGUACACCUGCCGCUCCAUCGCAAACGACACCAAACAUCUACCUUUUGAAGUCAACAACAUCUCCUUCUCCACCCUCUUCUCACCCGACUUGAGGGCUUGGGCUGGUCGCCAUCAGUUCCUAUCCCAAUUUAUUCCCAUUCUGAAGGCGGAUCUUAUAUGUCUUCUCCAAGGCCCUACAAUGUCUCCCGAACUGGAAGAAGCACUAGAAGAAAAGUUCCCGCAUUUGAUGCCGUAUUUCAAGAAUGGUCUGGAGGAUGCCUAUCGCAGACGUCUCCGACGAGACCCUACUGUUCGUAAUGGCUGUGCCUUUCGAUACUGGAAGGAAAGUCGGCACACAAGCGAAAUCAUAAAAGACCUUGGCGAUGUGGAAGUAAGGGCAUAUGGUAAAAACACGUCUAUGGCGAGGGAAGCUAUCGCAUUCAGUCUCCGAUUCCUAGGAGAGCGUCGAUAUUUCGAACUGGCUCGCCUCCUCAACGAAGCAUUCCCUGACUGGAAAGGCUCCAACAAUCCGCAAUAUCUCAUGGAUCUAACCUUGGAUCCCUGGGAUAUCCCCUCCAAGGCCGUUCUUACAAGGAUCGGAAGCUUAUUGAGGGAUGAUGCGGUGUGGGGGCGUAUUAAGGAUUGGCACGAAGGAGUGCAGGCAAACUAUCGCUUUUCUGCCACUGCGGUUGCAAUCAGAUUCUUUCGUCAACUUUCUCGUGAGCAAAUGCGGCAUCUACGUGGUAUCACGCUCAUCGAGGACGAAUAUGCUGUUUGCUCCCCUUCAACUCACGCUAAUGGUCUCAUCAAAUUCUGCAAAGACAAUCCAAAGCUCAGAAUACAACGCCACCUCAAACUACGCCGCCGCAUCCCUGCCGUUAUCCAUCCUUGUUGGUAUAUGGCUGGAUACAGCUCUAUUAUUAAACCUCGCAGUGAGCGAAACCUCUACGAUGGGGAGUACAUUAGGCCCUUGCUUGCAAUUGACGGGAUAGGCACAUGGUUAGAAGAGGCAAUCACAUUGCCAGACGCCGGAAUGCCCCGCAACUCCUACACGCUUUGCUUCGAUGAAGAACCCGAUAAAGCUUAUUUUUCUAACAUAUUCCAGAACACCCUGCUUCGGAUACACGCUUUGAUUCUAGCAAGCCAACAGCUGCUUCGGAUGCGUCCUGACCAAUUCGAUAUGUGGUUUUCACUUCCCUAUCAACGUUGGCAGAGCGGCCACUUCUCAAAGGCAGUCAAGUACUUGAUAGAUCACCACUCUGACAGUAUUGACAGCUUCCCGCUCAUCUGCUCCAAUUUUCAUCCCGGCCAGCCUUUCGAUGUCAGAAGUUUUAUCCAAGAACGUCUUGAAUGGACAACACAUGAAUGGUUGGACGACCAGAUGAUAAAGUCUUUUCGUCUCAAACAGUGUGCUUCAACAUUUGGGAGCUGGAAUGACAAUUUAGAGUCUUUCUAUGAAUUCGAGAACCCUCGAGAAUUCCCUCCUUCAGAGAACAUGAUAGAAUCUUAG
Fusarium tjaetaba is the source of this 1638-nucleotide messenger RNA. RefSeq lists its product as uncharacterized. NCBI's taxonomy places the organism in Eukaryota, Fungi, Ascomycota, Sordariomycetes, Hypocreales, Nectriaceae. The record is from RefSeq and is a predicted model, not a curated record. Bases 1 to 1638 code for a protein of 545 amino acids. The transcript has a single exon.